Molecule: messenger RNA, 1653 nt
Organism: Miscanthus lutarioriparius
Lineage: Eukaryota; Viridiplantae; Streptophyta; Magnoliopsida; Poales; Poaceae
Source: the annotation of a GenBank genome assembly
AUGCUCGCUCCAAGCGUCGACGUCAUCGUGUCACCCUUCUCUCGCCGUGCUGCACCGUCGUCGGGCAUCACCAUCGCAGCCUCGCAGGAGGCGGCCAUGGGUGAUGAUGGCGCGGGGUGCUGCCCCCGUCGCGUGGCUCGGCCUCCACGGCAUCGGUACGCGCCUUCCUCAAAGGAGCACUGCGAAGCACGGUCUGGCCUCCUCUCCAAGAUCGAGUCAUCCUACACGGAGGCGCAGCACCGUCUCGCAGUGCGGGGGAGGCCCGUCACGCUCUCGCGCUUCCUCGACGCCGGCGUCUGCAUCGGCCUCCUCGACCCCGUUUCCAACAUCAUGAUUCCCCUACGGCCCUACCUCGCCGAGUGGGAGUCCAUGCGCUACCUGCUCCUCGCCGACGCCGACCUGCUCUGCGCCGCCAGCACCAUCGUCGCCGACCGCGGCAUGAUGCUGCACUUCUCCCUCAACUCCCCCGCGUCCGCCCCGGCAGUCGAGGCGGCCCUCGCGCUCGCUGCGCAGGUCUCCAAGCACCCCCAACCCAAGCAGCUGGCGCUGGCCAGGCUACCGCGCGGCGAGCUACGCUCUCACCUCCACCGCAGUCUGCUCAGGGCUGGUCACUGCUACGGACCCAUGGACCCAGCAGUCACCCCAGUGCUUGAUGUUAUCGGCCUGGACAGCCUCACCCGCCUACAAAGCCGCUCCUUCUAUGGACUUGUCUCCUUCAUCCAGACUCGCUACCAUCAUCUGUCUGAGCACCAGUCCGUGCAGUGUCUGAUCGCUGCCUGUGGUCAGCUGUCCCUUGCUGAUCCUAAGCUCAUGUCUACAGCAGAGCAGAGUAAGGGGGAACAACGUCAUCACUGCAUGUGGAACCACUAUGAUGAAGUCAUCAGAAGCGUGGAGCAGCAAAGCCCAUGUGCUGGCGUCCAAGAGGCUUACAUGGCUGCAGACAUCGCAGCAUGGCAUCCCAACCCUGACGAGCAAGCUACAUUCCUUGCAUCUUGGAAGGGAGAUCCGGUGGUGAUGAACCAGCUCACCUCUGAAGAUGUGCACCAUUGGUCUCAGUUUAUGUCUCCAGAACAGACACCAACUCCUGAACGAGUAUGCAAGUCCGGCUAUCCUGUCGUAGCUGGAAAGAUGCGCUCUGAGGUUCAGCAGAGAAGGGUAUCCAGAAAGAAACCUGCAUACGAUCUUCAUAUCAUCUCCUGUGUGAAUAAGAAUGUAGGUGGCCCGGAGUAUUGCGAGGAGCAGAUUGCUGAGGAUUGCCUGUCUUUUGCUCCCUGUCGCUACCUUUACACUCAUGUCAACUUCUUGGCCACUCGGAAGGAUUCUCUGUCCAAUACCUCCUAUACGACACUCUUCUUUGCUGAAUUUGAUAAUAAAAAGAAGGAUGGGGCACCCCUUGUGUGCUGCCCUGUGCAUGAGCCAAUAGCUUUUGCAGCAGAGCAUGUCCGGUGCCUGUACUGUGAAGCUGCAGGAGCAAGGGUUGUGCAUCCAACUUCGAUGGAAUUCCAUGGUGGGGGCGAAGAGUUUGAGAAGGUGAUCCACGGAGAACAUUCUCUAAGCAAUUCGUGGCUUAUCUGCAAGAACAACUUCGCUGUCGAGCGCAUGUGUGCAGUGGAAGAGGAUUUCAUGUACGUCGAUGUCAAUGAGACCGAAUGA